CCUCACUGCUCUCUGAAGGAAGAAACAUUAUCUGCUUCAUUAGAGGGCUGACAAGCCAUGAAUUCUAAACAUCAGAGAGUGCGACUAAGUGACGGUCACUUCAUCCCUAUACUGGGCUUUGGCACCUAUGCACCUAAAGAGGUACCCAAGAGUAAGGCUACAGAGGCCACAAAAAUAGCUAUAGAUGCUGGGUUCCGCCAUAUCGACUCUGCCCAUUUGUAUCAAAAUGAAGAAGAGGUAGGACUGGCCAUCCGAAGCAAGAUUGCAGAUGGCACUGUGAGAAGAGAAGACAUAUUUUACACUUCAAAGCUUUGGUGUACGUUCCACCGCCCAGAGCUGGUGCGGCCUUGCUUGGAAGGGUCGCUGAAGAAACUUCAACUGGACUAUGUGGACCUCUACCUCAUUCAUUUCCCAAUGGCUCUGAAGGCAGGAGAGAGUGACUUUCCAACAGAUGAGAAUGGAAAAGUCAUCUUUGACACAACAGAUCUCUGCGCAACCUGGGAAGCCAUGGAGAAGUGUAAAGAUGCAGGUCUGACCAAGUCCAUCGGGGUGUCCAACUUUAACCGCAGGCAGCUGGAGAUGAUACUCAACAAGCCAGGGCUGAAGCACAAGCCUGUGUGCAACCAGGUAGAAUGUCAUCCUUAUUUCAACCAGGGCAAACUUCUGGAUUUUUGCAAGUCAAAAGACAUCGUUCUGGUUGCUUUCAGUGCUUUGGGAAGUCACCGAGAAAACCGAUGGGUAGACCAGAAUUCCCCUGUUCUCUUGGAUGAUCCAGUUCUUGCUUCCAUGGCAAAAAAAUACAAGCGAACGCCAGCCCUGAUUGCCCUUCGUUACCAGAUUCAGCGUGGGGUUGUGGUCCUGGCGAAGAGUUUCACAGAGAAGCGCAUCAAGGAGAACAUACAGGUUUUUGAAUUUCAGUUGACUCCAGAGGACAUGAAAGUCCUUGAUGGCCUGAGCAGAAACGUCCGGUACAUCAUUGGUGCCCCUUUUGCUGGCCAUCCAAACUUUCCAUUUUCUGAUGAAUACUAACACAAAGACCCUGAACCUGCCUUCUACCGGAAGCCCCUCUAGGUGGGUGUUGCCCUGGGCGGAUCCUCAGCCUCUGCUGAUUACACAUCUCACCCUAAUGCUGCUGAGAAACUGAGACUGGGCUGAAGCUGCAGCCAUAGCCCAGAAAGCAAAAGUCGUACAUAUUUGUCACCUUCUGAAAAGAAAUAAAAAGACUCUCUGCAUCAAUGUUAAUCUA
Molecule: messenger RNA, 1246 nt
Organism: Nannospalax galili (Upper Galilee mountains blind mole rat)
Lineage: Eukaryota; Metazoa; Chordata; Mammalia; Rodentia; Spalacidae
Product: estradiol 17 beta-dehydrogenase 5-like
Exons: 9
Coding region: 58-1029 (323 amino acids)
Biological process (GO): doxorubicin metabolic process; daunorubicin metabolic process; prostaglandin metabolic process
Cellular component (GO): cytosol
Molecular function (GO): ketosteroid monooxygenase activity; androsterone dehydrogenase [NAD(P)+] activity; bile acid binding
Source: RefSeq, a predicted model, not a curated record